AUGGUCAAGGAGAACGCUGACUCCCGUGUCGACAUUGACGAGGUUCUGGCCUUUGCUAUCCAGCUUGCCCGCGACGCCGGAGAUCUGAUCCGGGAGGGCCAGGCUGGUAUAUUCAAGUCGCAGUCGGUGGCCCAGACCAAGGCAAACGCCGUUGACCUUGUCACCGAGGUCGACAAGGCCGUCGAAGCUUUCAUCUUUGGACGGAUUCGCGCGGCGUACCCUCAGCACCAGUUUAUUGGUGAGGAGACCUACCAUGGUCAAGUCAUCUCGGACAAGCCGACCUGGAUUGCUUGGUCAAGCCCCAUCGAUGGCACGACCAACUUUAUCCAUGGCUAUCCCAUGGCGGCGACAUCCAUCGGCUUGGCUGUGGGCGGUGUCCCUGUCGUUGGAGUUGUCUACAACCCGUUCCUAAACAUGCUCUACUCAGCCGGAGCUGGCCGAGGCGCGUAUCUCAAUCAGACGACGCGCCUCCCUAUCACUGGCAAGCCUCGGCCCCUCGCAGAUCUAGGUCACGCACUCAUUUCGGUCGAUAUUGGCGGAUCGCGACGGCCUUCGGUUCUGAGUUCGAGACUGAGGACUUUCGAAAAGUUGGCCGGCGAGCCAGAGUUUGGCGGAAAGAUGGUCCAUUCGCUCCGUUCGAUUGGGUGCGCCUCGCUCAACAUUUGCCAGGUAGCCAGCGGCGGACAGGACAUGCACUGGGAGAUCGGAGCCGGCAUUUGCAUUCUCACAGAGGCGGGCGGGGCUGCUUUCGGCGGCAAGCACACCGCACUCACAGGAGAGGUCGACAGGAAGCUGAUUGUUGGUCGCAAAUACCUAUUUGUGCGCAACAUUGCCCCGGGACCAGGAGAGACUGGCCUCGAGGUCCAACGACAGUUUGCUACCCAGUUUUACGACUUGACCGACGACAUUGAGCCGUAA
Messenger RNA from Vanrija pseudolonga, 918 nucleotides. RefSeq names its product Protein qutG. Lineage: Eukaryota; Fungi; Basidiomycota; Tremellomycetes; Trichosporonales; Trichosporonaceae. The transcript is spliced from 12 exons. Gene Ontology annotation, biological process: signal transduction; inositol metabolic process. The record is from RefSeq and is a predicted model, not a curated record. Bases 1 to 918 code for a protein of 305 amino acids. Gene Ontology annotation, molecular function: inositol monophosphate 1-phosphatase activity.